Messenger RNA from Ylistrum balloti, 2859 nucleotides. RefSeq names its product annexin A7-like. The transcript has 16 exons. Lineage: Eukaryota; Metazoa; Mollusca; Bivalvia; Pectinida; Pectinidae. The coding region runs from base 71 to 1918 and encodes 615 amino acids. Gene Ontology annotation, cellular component: cytoplasm. Gene Ontology annotation, molecular function: calcium-dependent phospholipid binding; calcium ion binding. The record is from RefSeq and is a predicted model, not a curated record.
AGCUCUGAUCGAAGAAUUUCGUUUUCCUGAUAAACAGAUAAACAGGUUUCAAAAGCACUAGCACAGAAAAAUGGGUAAACACAAAAAACACAAGUAUCAUGGACACAGCAGCAGCAGCAGCAGCUCAUCUUCUUCAUCGUCUUCUGACAGCUCAGACAAUGAGUACAAACAUCUCCCCAAACAUGAGAGGAAGAUGAGGAAGAAAAUGAAAAAACAGAUGAAAAAGGGUAUUCUGCCAAAAGGAACCAUUCUGCCAGGUGCACCUGGUUAUCAUGCUGGUGCCCAUGGUCAUCAUGCUGGUGCCCAUGGUCAUCAUCCACAGCCAGGUUACCCUGCACAACCAGGCUACCCAGCUCAACCUGGUUAUGGUGCCCCAGGAUAUGGUGCCCCAGGAAUGGCUCCAGGAGUGGUUCCCCCUCCUGCCCAGGGAAAUUACAGCGCGGGUGGGUUUGCAGUACCAGGAGCUAACUACCCACCAGCCCCAAACCCAGCUUAUCCUGGAGGAUAUCCACAAGGAAAUGUUCCUCCACCUGCUGGAUACACUCAGCCUACUGGUUACCCUGCACAACCAGCUGGUUACCCAGCACAACCAGGAUAUCCAGCCCAGCCACCUCCUGGGGGAUACCCAAGUGGGGGUGCUAGUUAUCCUGCUCAGCCAGCUGCCGGUUACCCUGGGCAACCACCUGCUGCUGGUUACCAAGGGCAACAGCCAGCAGCUUUCCAAGGAGCUGGUGGGGCAGGGUAUCCACAGCAGCCAGCUGGCUACCAAGGAGGAGGGGCUCCAUCCUACCCCCAACAGGGACCAGGAGGAAUGGCACCACAGCACCAGCCUCCGCAGCAGCCUGCUUAUGCAGGAGCGGGCGUUCCUGGGGCUACAGCUGGAAUGGGCGCUAUGAACAUAGGUGGCGGUGCUGGGGGUAAAGGGGAGGUAAGCCGUCCUACUGUUCGGCCAGCUAACCCAUUCUCUGCAGAGCAGGAUGCAGAAGUUUUACGCAAAGCUAUGAAAGGAUUUGGGACGGAUGAAAAAGCCAUCAUCAAUGUGAUCAGUGCACGAUCAAACAGUCAACGCCAGCAGAUUCUAGCCAUGUUCAAAACAAUGUAUGGCAAGGACCUGAUUGCUGACCUGAAGUCAGAACUGAGCGGAGAUCUGGAGGAACUUAUCAUGGCCAUGUUCAAACCUACCACUUACUUUGAUGCCUGGUCCCUGCAUAAAGCAAUGUCUGGUGUUGGCACUAAAGAAGCUGUUCUAAUUGAAAUUCUCUGUACAAGAACUAAUUCUGAAAUUAAGGAGAUUGUCCAAUGUUACAAAACAUAUUUCGGCAGAUCUUUAGAACAGGAUAUAAGUUCAGAGACAAGUGGACAUUUUAAGCGACUUCUGAUAUCGUGUUGUCAGGGUAAUAGGAAUGAGUUGACUCCUGAACAACAGCAGCGUCUAGCUUACCAGGGAUUGGAAGGGGUAGUGGACAGUGCCCUUGCGCAACAGGAUGCCCAAAAAUUGUACCAAGCUGGUGAGAACAUGAUUGGCACUGAUGAAUCGGCAUUCCUUACAGUCAUGGCAGUGAGGAACCAUUACCAGCUGCGAGCCACCUUUCAGGAAUACCAAAGGGUCGCAGGAAAGGACAUUCUGAAAUCUGUGAAGAGUGAAUUCUCGGGAGAUGUUGAAGAUGGCUUUAAAGCCCUUGUAAUGUCUGCUAUGAAUCGGCCAAAAUACUUUGCUGACCUGUUGUACAAGUCAAUGGCUGGACUUGGCACAAAGGAUUCUACUCUUAUCAGGAUCAUUGUGUCAAGAUCUGAGAUUGACCUACAGGACAUUAAAGAGGAGUAUCUGGUCCACCAUCAGAAAUCUCUCCGCUCCGCUGUAGCUGGAGACACUAGAGGAGACUACGAAAAACUGCUUCUUGGUUUAAUUGGCAAUUAAAUUUCUAAAAUGUGUAAAAGUCGGUUGUAUUGUUACAAUGUUCAUGAUUAAAUUAGCAACUUUUUCAGUUUAGAAAUAGAAUCUGUUUACCGCAAUGUAAUUGAUAUUUACAAUAGUAGAUAUUUCUGGCAUUAGAGGGUACCAUAUAGUGUUGUUGAUAAGAAUGUGAAAAAAUUUGAUAGAGAUCAAAAUGUUAUUCACGUAUAUUCGUAUAAAUUUUUUACAGUGAGGUGAAAGUGUUAGUUUUAGACACUGUGUUUUAUAUGUUGUGGGAUAAAGUUUCAGUGUUGAGAAUGAAAAAAUGAUUAAUAGAUAUUAAAAGACAUAAAAAAAAAAUAGUCUCAUAAUUGUUUAAUGAAAAUUAUGAAACAACGUCAAGUUAAGAUUUCUAGCUGUUUCAGUACUUAAUUUGUAAUGUUCAUCAAGGUCAAGGUUGAGGUGUAUGUAUAUAUCUGUAAUACAUUUCUGUCUGUGGAACCGGUAUGUAUUCUUGUAUAUCAUUGAGUUUUAAUCCGCUGGCUUACCCAAUUCCCCGGAAAGAUGUUUAAACUGGGAAGAAUCAACUGCAUUACAAAACCUUUUUAAUCAGCACCUUUAAUAAUCAAGAAACUUCUGUAAACCAGACCUCUUUGCAUCGUUUGAUGUUUUUUCUGAGAAAUUUUGUGCACAUUUCUCAUUUACAAUCAGCAGACAGCUAGGAUCAUUCUUUGUUAAUGGUUCUUCAAUUAAAUGACAUGAAUGAUUUUGUUUUCCUGUUGUGAGCAAACAUAAUAUUUGGAAAAACAUGCAUUUUGAAGGCCAAACUUGUAUGAAUUAUGAACCUGUCUAUUUUGAACACAAAUAUAUUCUGCUAUAUAUAGACAGGUUUCAUAAAUUGCAUUUAUAUGAGCUUCAAAAAAUUGUUGAAUUUGGAAUGUUAAUAUUAAAUGCAUUCAAAAAUA